UUCCAUGGAGACAGGCGGGGGCGGGGCCUGUACUCCGCCAGCCCUGCCCCGGAGCCAUGUUGGAUGGAACCGCCGGCGCCGAACCCGGGACACGGAGCGGGCCGCCCCAUGGCGACCCGCCCAGCCCCGUGCACCGUCCGCAGCCCUGUGGCGCUGCAGGUGGGAGAUGUGAAGACGGACCUGGCUCGGCCUGGCGUGGCCGUCAUUGAUGUGGCCUUGCCCCCCGCCCAGCCCCUGGAUUUGCAGGAAAUCGUCUUUAAGAACUCCUACACGGCUUUCCUGACUGUGCGAGUGCAGCGGCGCCACCCCUGUGAUGUGGGGCGCGCCAGCGCCAGGAAGUGGGUCACCUGCUUGUGGAAUCACUGCCUGAUGCCCAGCCCGCACACAGAGGCCGGCUCCCAGGAUUACUUCUCUCUCUUCAGGCAUCAGUUGCUGUGUGAUGUGGAUCAGGUGACUGCCGUGCGUUUGAUUCUUCGCCAGCCCUCGCCCGUUUGGCUGCACUUCACCCUGGAGGAGCUGCGGCUCUACCCCAGGGGCCAGCAGAGCCUGCAGACAGACUUCCCGUCCUGGCUGUCCCACCUGGCCCCCCAGCAGCAGCCAGAAAACCUGCAUGGGAUUCAGACUAACACGGCUACUCCUCUGAUACUUGUUAUAAGAGAGAAAACCUCUGCCGGCCUUGUUCAAAGACCAGGAAAAUGCGGGUGUCCCCGACCCGGAAAAGGUGUCUACAGAAGUCCAGCAGCUGUGGGUACUAACAGAGAUGAUCCGCGCUAACCAGACGGCAGCCCGAAUCGGGCGUUUUGACGUGGAUGGCUGUUACGACAUCAAUCUGCUCUCCUACACCUGAGCUCUGGCCCAGGCUGGCUGCCCUGAACUUGCCAUCUGCACAGCACGUUUCCUUCAUUGCUGAUCAGAGUCUGCCUCAGCUCUCCCAAGCCAAGAGGGUUGUUUUCUCUCCCUCCCUGUUCUGUGCUCCCUCAGCCUCCCCCACAGCAUCUCCUGGGCUUCUUGGCUCCUUGGUGCUGGCCAGAUUCCUCCAUCUGCAUCUCCCUGGGGCCUGCGGACUUCCUCUUCUCCUGGCACUGCAUAAGCUCCCUGUUCUGGGCCUGGCAGGCAUGUCCCCCAGCCUCCUGAUCAAAUCACAUUGCAGGUGUUUGGCAGAGCCCCCCCGGGAAUUUCAGACAAAUCCUGCUUCCAGUGAGAUCUGGGGUGCCAAUAAUCCUGGGGUGGGCAAAGCUCAAGGGAUGUGCUGGGCUCUGGGAACAGAGUUACUGCCCUGAAUAUUGCACCAGAGCCCUGCCCCUCCGAGCUUGGAGCUGCCUGGGGCUCAGCGUGGGGUUGGUGUGCUGCAGGCAUGGGACAGGGAAGGGACUGUGAUGUUCCCUGUUUCUUGCCAUUGCCCAUGGCAGUGCAGUGGGAGGUGCUACCCAAAAGCCACAGGGCUACUUUGGCAGUUUUUUUCUGUUCUCCCUGUUCUGGUAGGGUACAGGGCUGGGGCCCUACUACCUUCCCUUCAUGGUAGUGGGGCUGCAGGGGCAUGGCGAGGGGGGAGGAAGGACUGUCGGUUGGAGCCUUCCUGGCUGUGGAUUUUAGCAAGGUUGCAGGGCUCAGAGCCUGGGAUGGGGAGAGCUGUCUGUGGGCUCUUGGGAGCCUCAGCACCAAUGGCAAUCAAAGUAUGCUACCGCAGAACACAGUCCAGACACCCCCCAUCGCUCCCAGCCUGGGAUUGAGUGUGGGAUCCCCAUUGUCUCCCAGCCCCAAUUGGCUCCUGACCCAUAAAUGUGCAAACUCUGUGAAGAUGGGCAGCUUGUCACCUAGCCCCUCUGAUAGCCCCAGGGUGCUCCCAGAUGCUCACUUCCAAUCAUGGAGUAAAUAGCAGCCACGCGGAAGAGAUUUGAACUCUUGGUCUCCUGGAUCCCAGCCUGGAGCACCUUCCCCCGGGCCCCUGGAUCAUGGCCUGGAGCCCCCCCCCCACUACACACACCCACACACCAGGUACUGGGGGUUGUCUCUCUCUCUCUCCUGCAGUGCUGGGCAAGAUUCCCAGCAGCCCUGUGUGCUGCUCCUGAGCACCCAGUCCCUUGGUAACACGGGUGUGGGCUGGUUUGCGGGCUCAUGGGCCUGCUCAAAAAAGUAGGGGAUGGGGUGUGUCUUGGGAACCGCUGCAGCAACCGAGCCCCACUUUGUGCCAUUAACUCUCCCAGGAGGUGCAGUGGAGAGUGCUGGCACCUGACGUGGGGCAAUGGCAUGACUGCCACUUUCCCUGGUAUUCAGGGCAGUGGCAGGAGGUGAACACCUGGCCUCUCCCCAUGUUCUCUCCAAGGGGGCUGGAGUAGCUUGCACCUUCCAGCCUUCACCACAUGUAACCUCUCGCCUACCCUGGGAAUGGCUGGCCCCAGCAUUUGUCUGGGAACCAAGGUCCAGAGAGACUUGCCCAGGGUCACAUAAGGAGUUUGUAGCAGAACUGGGACAUGAGCCCUGGUCUCCUGAAUGCCAGCCUGGUGCCCUCUCCUUGGGCCAUCUUUCCUGGCCACGUGCUUCCUUCCAUCCUUCCUGGCUGCAUGUGGCUGGGCUGGCCUGAGUAGGACAUGGGUCUUGGGCUGUAGCCAGCCAUGCUGUUCCCUCCAACAGUCACUGUGCCCAUGGGGAUCUGACCCCUAUUCUGCCUGUCCCCACAGGGGGAUGCAUCAUGCAUUUGCUGGAUCUGCACCCAGCUGCUCUAAUAAACAACCCCCAAAGCUGA
Molecule: messenger RNA, 2743 nt
Organism: Chrysemys picta bellii (western painted turtle)
Lineage: Eukaryota; Metazoa; Chordata; Testudines; Emydidae
Gene: NICN1
Product: nicolin 1, tubulin polyglutamylase complex subunit
Cellular component (GO): nucleoplasm
Source: RefSeq, a predicted model, not a curated record